Messenger RNA from Elaeis guineensis (African oil palm), 3789 nucleotides. The record is from RefSeq and is a predicted model, not a curated record. Lineage: Eukaryota; Viridiplantae; Streptophyta; Magnoliopsida; Arecales; Arecaceae.
CCUUUGCUUCCAAUAGUGAUAAGCACGCCCCGCACUCACAUUCGCCCCUCCUCUCUCUCUCUCUCUCUCACGUACACGCACAUUUUUGCUUUUCUGGACCUUUUUCCUUCUUCCUUUGUCUUCUAGAUCGAUCGAGGUCUAGGGUUUGCGCCCUCAGACCGAUUCUUGCGCCAUCGUCGCCCUCUCAGGAGGGUCGCGCCGGCAAGUUGGUACUUGGAACGCAGAGAAAUUUUCUGCUUCCGGUUUGAAGCCAGAGUCAAGAGAGAGUGGUUCCAGAAGGCCUGAGGACAAUAUGGCAGUUUCUAUGAAGGAUUUGGAUUCUGCUUUCCAGGGGGCUGGACAAAAGGCUGGAUUGGAGAUAUGGCGAGUCGAAAACUUUCGUCCAGUGCCAGUGCCAAAGUCGUCCUAUGGAAAAUUUUUUACUGGAGAUGCUUAUGUAAUUUUGAAGACAACUGCCUUGAAAAAUGGUUCUCUUCGUCAUGAUAUCCAUUAUUGGCUUGGUAAAGAUACUAGUCAGGAUGAAGCUGGGACUGCUGCAAUCAAAACUGUUGAACUCGAUGCAGCCCUUGGAGGACGAGCUGUUCAAUACCGUGAGGUACAGGGUCAUGAGACUGAGAAAUUCCUCUCCUAUUUCAAACCAUGUAUCAUACCACAAGAAGGUGGGGUGGCAUCUGGUUUCAAGCAUACUGAAGUCAAUGAACGUGAGCAUGUGAUACGCUUAUUUGUCUGCAGAGGGAAACAUGUUGUCCAUGUCAAAGAGGUUCCUUUUGCUAGAUCUUCUCUCAACCAUGAUGACAUAUUCAUUCUGGAUACGAAGUCCAAGAUUUUUCAGUUUAAUGGAGCCAACUCAUCCAUUCAGGAAAGGGCUAAAGCUCUUGAAGUUGUGCAAUAUAUUAAAGAUACUUAUCAUGAUGGGAAGUGCGAGGUGGCGGCUGUUGAGGAUGGGAAGUUAAUGGCGGAUGCGGAGGCUGGAGAAUUUUGGGGUUUCUUUGGUGGCUUUGCUCCUCUUCCUAGAAAGGUGGCCUCUGAUGAUGAUAGAAAUGGGGUGGCCUUUUCUACAAAGUUAUUCUGUGUUGAUAAGGGGCAGAUGGUGCCUAUUGAAGCAGAUUCCUUGGCACGAGAUUUAUUAGAUACAAAUAAGUGUUACUUGUUAGAUUGUGGGGCUGAAAUCUACAUCUGGAUGGGCAGAAAUACGUCACUAGAAGAGAGGAAAAGUGCAAGCGCUGCUGCAGAAGAAUUACUUCAUGACCCUAGCCGACCAAAAGCUCAUAUUAUUCGCAUUAUUGAGGGAUUUGAGACUGUAAUGUUCCGUUCAAAAUUUGAUAAAUGGCCGCAAACAACUGAUGUGGCUGUAUCUGAGGAUGGUAGGGGCAAAGUUGCAGCACUUCUUAGACGCCAAGGAUUAAAUGUUAAAGGUCUUAUGAAAGCUGCUCCUGUAAAAGAAGAAGAACCUCAACCAUAUAUUGAUUGUACGGGCAAUUUGCAGGUUUGGCGUGUAAACAGCAAGGAAAAGAUUCUUAUUCCAUCCUCUGAUCAGUCUAAGUUUUAUAGUGGGGAUUGCUAUAUAUUUCAAUAUACAUACCCUGGUGAAGAUAAAGAAGAAUAUAUUAUUGGCACUUGGUUUGGAAAAAAAAGCAUUGAGGAGGAGAAGGCUGCAGCUAUUUUACUUGCUAGCAAGAUGGUUGAAUCUUUAAAGUCGCAGGCUGUUCAGGCUCGCUUUUAUGAAGGAAAGGAACCUAUUCAAUUCUUCUCUAUCUUCCAGAGCUUCGUUGUGUAUAAGGGUGGUCUUAGCUCUGGAUAUAAGAAAUAUGUUGCAGAAAAUGCCAUCACUGAUGAGACAUAUUCAGAGGAUGGCAUUGCACUUUUUCGAGUUCAAGGAUCUGGACCAGAUAAUAUGCAAGCAAUUCAAGUUGAUCCAGUGGCAUCAUCUCUGAAUUCGUGUUACUGUUACAUAUUACAUAGUGGCAAUACUGUCUUCACAUGGUCUGGAAGCCUCACCACCACAGUUGACCAAGAACUACUUGAGAGACAACUGGAUCUGAUUAAGCCAAAUAUGCAGUCCAGACCACAGAAGGAGGGAACAGAAACGGAGCAGUUUUGGAAUUUAUUAGGAGGCAAAUGUGAAUACCCCAGUCAGAAAAUUGUGAAAGAACAAGAAAAUGAUCCUCACCUAUUCUCGUGUACUUACUCGAAAGGCAAUUUGAAGUUAACAGAAAUUUUCAACUUCACCCAAGAUGAUCUGAUGACAGAAGACAUAUUCAUUCUAGACUGCCACUCAGACAUCUUUGUUUGGGUUGGACAGGAGGUUGAUUCAAAAAGCAGAUCACAAGCUUUAAGCAUUGGAGAGAAAUUUCUUGAACGUGAUUUUCUUAUGGAAAAUCUAUCUCAAGAAACUCCAGCAUACAUUGUUACAGAAGGAAGUGAACCACCCUUCUUCACUCGCUUCUUCAACUGGGACUCUGCAAAAUCAGCAAUGCAUGGUAAUUCAUUCCAGAGGAAGCUAGCAAUGGUGAAGAACGGAGUAACUCCAACAUUAGAUAAGCCUAAACGGCGAACACCAACAUCAUAUGGAGGAAGGUCUAGUGUGCCAGACAAAUCUCAGCGCUCUAGAAGCAUGUCAUUCAGCCCUGAUCGUGUUCGAGUUAGAGGAAGAUCACCUGCCUUCAAUGCACUAGCUGCUAACUUCGAGAAUCCGAGUGCCAGGAAUCUCUCAACCCCUCCUCCAGUAGUUAGGAAACUUUAUCCAAAAUCCGCAACACCUGAUUCUGCAAAGUUGGCUCCAAAGGCAACAGCAAUUGCUGCCCUCUCUUCUUCUUUUGAGCGCCCAAAGGAAACUAUUAUACCAAAAUCAUUGAAAGUGAGUCCCGAAAUCAACAAACCAAAACCAGAGGCAAAUGCGAAGGACAGCAUCACUUCAAUGAGCAGUAGAAUUGAAGCUCUCACCAUACAGGAAGAUGUGAAGGAAGGUGACGCUGAAGAUGAAGAAGGGCUACCGAUAUUCCCCUAUGAACGCUUGAAGACAUCAUCUACUGAUCCUGUUACAGAAAUUGAUGUUACCAAGCGAGAGACUUAUUUAUCUUCAGCCGAAUUUAAGGAGAAAUUUGGCAUGACAAAGGAAGCUUUCUACAAGCUACCAAAAUGGAGGCAGAACAGACUUAAAAUGGCUCUUCAGUUAUUCUAAGUCUGCCAAUUGCUCUAGCUUCAUCUUCUUGUCCUCUUCACCUUGUUGUCAUGGGAUGGAUGAGACAUGGCUUGCACAUCUAUAUGCAUACCUUUGACUCUCUUAUAGUCGAAUUUGCGAUUAGUCCUGUUGAGUGUAGUUAGUCUGGGUCAAGGGGACCCAUAAUUAGGUUUGAAGGGACAGCGUCAGUGCUUUUUUAGCUGCUUCUGCUCCCAAAUAGUUCGUGUUGUCACCAACACAGGUUCGCCAUUUUUACCCCCUUUUUUUUUUCAUUUUGUUUGAUAUCCAGCUUUUCUUUAUUUUCUGAGGUCACAGGUUUGGUUGUGAGCUUGCAUUUUUGUUUUCUUUAUUUAAUGAUUGUUUUUAAAUUAUUUAAUGAUUGUUUUUAAAGGUGAAAAGUGGUUGUCCCAGAAAACGAAUGGUCGUAUGUUGUAGUUGCGGGAAUGAUAAGUAUGUACAGCAGUGUAAAACAUAUGUAUGGGAAACCAGCCUUGCACCUUGGUUUGUUUUCUCAAUAAAGCCUGAUUGUGUGUGUGUGUGUAAAGCUUUGCUUUCGCGGCUUGGUCUGUUUUCAUGACACAAUACUUGAAAAGAAGUCAACCGGUUUU